This is a messenger RNA of Tremella mesenterica DSM 1558, 3584 nucleotides long. RefSeq lists its product as uncharacterized. Gene Ontology annotation, molecular function: L-glutamate dehydrogenase (NAD+) activity. Bases 259 to 3453 code for a protein of 1064 amino acids. Lineage: Eukaryota; Fungi; Basidiomycota; Tremellomycetes; Tremellales; Tremellaceae. Gene Ontology annotation, cellular component: mitochondrion. The record is from RefSeq and is a predicted model, not a curated record. The transcript is spliced from 14 exons.
GACUCAGCUUUAUCUCCCACUAGUACUCUCCACCUUUCAUCUUUCAUCUCAACCGAAAGAUAACAUCCAUCCCCUUAUCGUACAUACAUACCCUCUCAUAUAUAACCUGUCACCGUCGAGGCCGUAUCGUUGAUCUAUCCCUCUCACAGACAGCUCGCCCCCAUCCAUCUGUACCGCUGCCCACCCAUCUAGCAUUCCACCCACCACCUUGAUCUUUAUCAUUAAAUAAACCCCAGUACCUCUUGUGCUCACAGCAACAUGGCGACUCCCGUAUCUACACCGCCGAAUGGCAACCAGCUUCAACCUCUUCUCCCCGCCCAAAUCACCAAGCUGAACGGCAUCGGUUUGGGGACACCGGCCAUCUCACGUCAGAACUCGGAUCUGUCAAUCAAUCGGAUUCGCAAGGACACCAUUGGUUACAGAGCUUCGCCGUUCCCCGCCAAAGCUUCCCAGCAACAAGCCGUCACCCGGAUACUGGGAGAGACCGGCUUCAUGCCCGCAGAAUUGGUGGCGGGGGAGGUAGACUGGUUCUAUGGCCAUCUGGGGAUCGACAACAUGUACUUCCUAUCUGAAACCCCGGAAGCCAUCGCAGACCAUAUCCUGGCGUUGUACUCGGCAAAACUUUUGGCGUACACCAAGCAUGAUCCCAACAAGCUUGUGAUUGACUUGGAGAAAAUCACUCCUGAGGGCCAAACCGGAAGAGAAGGAGCAGUGUUUAUUCAUACUUCGAAGCCAGGUGUCACGGAGAAGGAAGGGCCAAGUGCGAGUGUGGAAAAACGGAUUGACGCACUCUUCUUGGACAAUUCUAACCCUGGCAAGGCUUUUCGUCUGGAAACCUACCGAUCUUCGGGUGCUAUCUCGUCAACCAUCUCCCAACAGCUCCGAUGCUACUUCGUCGCUCUCUGUGUCUUCCCCACUUCCGUCCCGGUCAAGCUUGCAGACGGUACCACCGACAUACGUUCCGUGUCGGAUGCGUCGUUCUUGGAGAAAGCGAGUGACAACACGCUUGAAAUAUACCAGCGUGUGAUGAACGAAGUCGAGCGGAGGCAGGGUCCCGUAAUCGAAAUGUAUGAGGUGGAAGAGAGUAGGGAAAGGAGAGUGGUCAUUGGCUACCGGAUGAAGGGGACCCGCGCCUUCUUCUCUGCGCUGUCCCAUUUGUAUCACUUUUACGGCCUAUAUUCUCGACGUAAAUACGUGGAACAAUUCUCCAAUGGGGUCACCAUCAUCUCCAUGUACCUCAAUCCUACUCCCAAUUCGAGGGCACCGCCCAUUGAGCACUCUAUCCACCAAGUGGUUCGCGAAGCGUCGCUGUUGUAUUGCUUGCCCGACAAUCCCUUCUUUUCAAUCGAUGAUGACGAUGAUGAGAGUCCCCACGCGGUGCAAGAGGCCACUUACGCCUAUGUGGGUUGGAUAUUUGCUCAACACUUCUGCAACCGUCUGGGCUCGGCCUAUCUGGCUCUGAAAAAUGUGCUUGAUGACGAGAAUCCCACCCAUGCAGAGGUCCUCAACAAAAUCAAGACCCGAUUCAGGGAGGAGACGUUCACCCGCGAGAGUAUUAAACAGGUCAUUCACAGUCACCCUGACCUCAUCAGAAUGCUGUACAUCAACUUUGCCAUGGUUCAUUAUCCGGCUGCCGACGAAGCAUCCCAACUUACACCUACACUGUCUUUCCAACGGCUCCGCACCGAGCAACCCAUGACUGACGAAGAACUGUAUCAUAAGAUCCGCAAGACCGCAUCAAACCAGCAUGCUCAACAAAUCUUAGAGGCCCUCCUCAUAUUCAACAAGCACGUGCUGAAAUGCAACUUUUAUCAGCCCACAAAGGUCGCACUCUCCUUCCGUCUUGACCCAGGCUUCCUGCCAGAGGUCGAGUAUCCCAAAAAGCCCUUUGGCAUGUUUUUCGUGGUGGGCUCCGACUUCCGUGGCUUCCACGUUCGAUUCCGUGACGUCGCUCGUGGUGGCAUCAGAAUCAUCCGAUCUCGCGGUACGGAAAACUACAACUCAAACGUCCGCACCUUGUUCGAUGAGAAUUACGGCUUGGCUUCCACCCAGACGCUCAAGAACAAAGACAUUCCCGAAGGUGGCGCUAAAGGUACAAUCCUGCCUUCGGUGAAUGCAAGCAUGCGGGGCUGUUUCGAACAAUACGUGGACUCUAUCAUCGACCUCCUCAUCCCUGGCCAGACCCCCGGAAUCAAAGGCCACAUUGUGGAUGUGUCUGGUCGGUCGGAUCCCGAGAUUCUGUUCUUCGGUCCAGACGAAAAUACUGCCGACCUCAUGGACUGGGCUGCCGAGCAUGCUCGCUCCAGGGGUGCGCCUUGGUGGAAAUCGUUCACAACAGGGAAAUCGGCAGAGUUCCUCGGCGGUAUACCUCAUGAUGCGUACGGCAUGACAUCGCUCUCGGUCAGACAGUACAUCCUCGGCGUUCUCAAGGCCCAUGGAUUGAACGAAAAGGACGUGACAAAACUACAGACGGGAGGACCAGAUGGUGACCUCGGCUCGAACGAAAUCCUUCUAUCAAAGGACAAGACUGUCGGUAUCAUUGACGGUUCAGGCGUGUUGUAUGAUCCAGCUGGUUUGGACCGCACCGAACUCGUGCGGCUUGCGAAAGCUCGCCAGAUGAUUUCGGAGUUUGACACUUUGAAGCUUGGCAAGGACGGAUAUCGCGUGUUGGUGGACGAGAAGGACGUCGCUCUUCCGACGGGUGAGAUCGUCCCCGACGGCACCGAUUUCCGGAACAACUUUCACUUCCGAGUCAAGUGUGACCUCUUUGUUCCCUGCGGUGGUCGACCUGAAGCUGUCAACAUCUCCAAUGUUGCACGGUUAGUGGACGCAGAUGGCAAGCCGAACUUCAAGUACGUCGUCGAAGGUGCCAAUCUGUUUAUCACCCAACAGUCUCGUCUGUUCUUGGAGAAGAAGGGGGUGGUGUUGUUCAAAGACUCGAGCACGAACAAGGGAGGGGUCACGAGUUCGUCGUUGGAGGUCCUCGCCGGGCUGGGUCUGACGGAUCAGGAGUAUAUGGAAGAGAUGGUGUUCAAGGACGGAAAGUCAAGCGACUUUUACAAGAGCUAUGUGCGGGAUAUACAGCACAAGAUUUGUGAGAACGCUGCGGCGGAGUACAGCUGCAUUACCAAAGAAUACCAGCGCAACAAGAGCUCUGUUCCUCGCACAAUCAUCUCUGACCGUCUCUCUUCCACCCUCAACGAUCUCCAAGCUGAACUGGAGCGAUCAGACCUCUACGAGAAUGAACACUCGAGGAAGAAUGUGUUGGUCAAAGCUUUCCCAGAGACUUUGGUCAAGAAGCUCGGGUUGGAACAAUUGAUGAACCGUUUACCCGAGCAGUAUCAACGCGCCGUCUGGUCGGCGUGGGUGAGCUCAAACUACAUUUACGAAAUUGGUUCCCUCGCCGCCACGCCUGUCGACUUUUACCACUUCUUCUCCAAGCUGGCACUAUAAGGGAACGUCAUGAGCUUGAAGAGCUGGAGCAAAAGCCGCUGGGCAGGAGGCGAGAUGAAAUGUCAAAUGACCGACCCGAAUUAAUGUGUAUACGAUGCAUGACGCCUGAUGAAAGUUGCCCUUUCUCUUGG